This is a messenger RNA of Colletotrichum aenigma, 582 nucleotides long. It is a transcript of the gene RPL9B, whose product is annotated as 60S ribosomal protein L9-B. The transcript is spliced from 5 exons. Gene Ontology annotation, cellular component: ribosome; cytosolic large ribosomal subunit. Gene Ontology annotation, molecular function: rRNA binding; structural constituent of ribosome. Bases 1 to 582 code for a protein of 193 amino acids. Lineage: Eukaryota; Fungi; Ascomycota; Sordariomycetes; Glomerellales; Glomerellaceae. The record is from RefSeq and is a predicted model, not a curated record. Gene Ontology annotation, biological process: cytoplasmic translation.
AUGAAGUACAUUCACUCCCAGGAGUCCCUUGACAUCCCCCAGGAUGUCAAGGUUCACAUCAAGUCCCGCGUCGUCACCGUCGAGGGCCCCCGUGGCAAGCUGGUGAAGGAUCUCAGCCACUUGGCUGUCAACUUCUCCCAGCCCCAGAAGGGCACCAUCAACAUUGAGAUCCACCACGGCUCAAGAAAGAACGUUGCCACUCUCCGCACCGUCCGCACCCUCAUCAACAACCUGGUUGUCGGUGUCACCAAGGGCUACAAGUACAAGAUGCGCUACGUCUACGCCCAUUUCCCCAUCAACGUCAACGUUGAGAAGAACUCCGAGACUGGCCUGUACGAGGUUGAGAUCCGCAACUUCAUUGGUGAGAAGCUCGUCCGCCGCGUUGUGAUGCGCGCCGGUGUCGACGUCGAGGUCUCCAAGGCCCAGAAGGAUGAGCUCGUCCUCUCUGGCAACUCUCUCGAGGCCGUCUCCCAGUCUGCUGCCGACAUCCAGCAGAUCUGCAAGGUCCGCAACAAGGAUAUCCGUAAGUUCCUUGACGGUAUGUACGUCUCUGAGAAGGGCAACAUUGUCGAGGACCAGUAA